Messenger RNA from Morone saxatilis (striped sea-bass), 1226 nucleotides. It is a transcript of the gene cdkn2d, whose product is annotated as cyclin-dependent kinase inhibitor 2D (p19, inhibits CDK4). The record is from RefSeq and is a predicted model, not a curated record. Gene Ontology annotation, molecular function: cyclin-dependent protein serine/threonine kinase inhibitor activity; protein kinase binding. NCBI's taxonomy places the organism in Eukaryota, Metazoa, Chordata, Actinopteri, Moronidae. Gene Ontology annotation, biological process: negative regulation of cell population proliferation; regulation of cyclin-dependent protein serine/threonine kinase activity. Gene Ontology annotation, cellular component: nucleus. The transcript is spliced from 3 exons. The coding region runs from base 175 to 669 and encodes 164 amino acids.
ACCGCUGUGUAGAUCUCAGCGCGCAAAUGUAUUUUCUAAUGUUGAUAAACCGCCACUGUUUGGAUUUUAUUUGAAAUUCACUGGUCUUUAGAAAACAGCGGGAUAUAAACUCUUACCGACGUUGUGGAUAUCGAGGAACCGAACAAGAACAGGCAGAGAGAGAGAGAGACUAUAAUGGUCCUUAGUCAGAUGGAUGCCGGUAAAGCUUUGACGGCGGCAGCAGCCAGAGGGAACAGCAGCGAGGUGCAGAGGAUCCUGGAGGAAUGCAGAUUGCAUCCGGACACUCUCAAUGAAUUUGGCAGGACUGCGCUGCAGGUGAUGAUGAUGGGAAACUCCAAGGUUGCAAGUUUGCUGUUGGAAAAAGGAGCAGACCCCAACAUGCAGGACAAACACGGGAUAGCGCCUGUGCACGAUGCAGCCCGGACAGGAUUCCUGGACACUGUGCAGGUUCUGGUGGAGUACGGCGCUUCGGUAAACAUCCCGGAUCAGAGCGGCGCCCUGCCUAUCCACAUUGCCAUCCGGGAAGGCCACCGAGAUGUUGUGGAGUUCUUGGCACCGCGGUCCGACCUGAAGCACGCCAACGUCAGCGGUCAGACGGCCAUAGACGUGGCCCGAGCUUCAUGUGUGCCCGAUAUGAUUGACUUGCUUUUCGCUCACAUUCAUAGUUAGUCUGGGUGCUGGGUGGGACCCUAACCUAACCCUUAUUUUUGCUUCAAACCUGGUGACUUGAAUUCAUUGCUGUGUAAAGGAUUAUUUUUUGUUAAUAGUGGCUCAGCAUUAAUGUGUCACAGGCAGCUUCUUUUCAGUGGAUGGGUGGCUAUAUACAGUAGACACCUCUUUUGCACAGUGCAAUUUAGGCACCUUAUAUAUCUGUUUUCCCUAUUAAUUGGGAGUGCACAUUUGUAGAUAGUUUCCCCAGUGUUUUGUAAUUAUUGCAUUAUUUGUAAGAACAGUUGUGUAUGUUUUUUUUUAAAAAUUACAAAACUUGACAUGGUGCACCCUGAUUGCUUUUCAUAGUUUUGUUUCUCUUAAUUAGAUGUACUUAGACUUUGAAUUUACUCUUAUUUAUUGUUGGAAUAGGACUGAAUAUUCCCGUGACUUUGUAAAUAGCAACAUUUAUUGUGAUUUGUUGAAAUGUUAUUUAUAUAAAUACUUUUAAAACAAAAGUGAUAUCAUUCACUUUAAUAUUUGAAGAAGAAAGCACAAAAUAAAGUGUUAAACUUGAA